This is a messenger RNA of Sipha flava (yellow sugarcane aphid), 3096 nucleotides long. RefSeq lists its product as uncharacterized. Gene Ontology annotation, molecular function: protein binding. Gene Ontology annotation, biological process: regulation of DNA-templated transcription. Bases 355 to 1851 code for a protein of 498 amino acids. The record is from RefSeq and is a predicted model, not a curated record. The transcript has 10 exons. Lineage: Eukaryota; Metazoa; Arthropoda; Insecta; Hemiptera; Aphididae.
AGAAACCGAGCGCAACGGCAUCGAAACCGUUUUGCGAUCAUUAAUCCGUCCGCGCGCGAAACGUUUCCUCAUCGUAUCGCCACCGUACGCGUCUCGGCUCGCGCUGUGCAACAUCUCCGUUGUCGGUGCGUCGGUUUCGUUUCGCGGUUCUCUGCUGGUGGCCGGCGCGCGUUUUGCGUUUCCCGAACGAAUCGCGAAAGCGAAAGGAUCCCGGCCGCGGCACAAGUGCACGCGCGUCAACGGCAACAGUCUUCUUCUCCGUCCGCACUCGUUCCGUUCGGUCCGGUCGCGAGAAACGUCCGUGCGUGCGUGUAUCAUCAUCCGUCCGCCCAGCCGUCCGGGCCGCCCGCUACCAUGAUGUCGCUGUACAGGACCAUAAGGGGCACCAACGGCACCCAGAAACGCGUCAGGGACAGAAGCUGUCCGUCGUUAUCAGUGCCCAACGACAUGAUAUCCAGACGCCGAAUACUGUCCAGGUCCCGGGACGACCUGAACUUGGACUCGGGAGUAGGAUUUCCCGUCCAGGUGGAAGAAGAAGAGGACGUGUGGUACAACAAGGACAAGCUGUACAAGGACCACAUCCAAGAAGUGCUGGACAAAUGGACGCAAAUCGACGACGAGAUCUGGGCCAAAGUGAUAGUGCUCGAGAGAAACCGCCGUGUGGCCAAGGCCUACGCCCGUGCUCCGAUACUCACAGUGAACGGCUCCGACGAGGGAUUCGACGGAUACAGGAUUGGCGUGAACGGCUUUGACAAUCCGAUGCGGGACCCAAAGACCGAAGAAGUGAAAAAACAAGUGGGCCUUGGCGUCAAAGUGAAAAUGGACGAUCAAGGGAACAUUCUCGUGAAAAGGCUGUCCGGGAAAAACGUCUACGUAAAAAGCAUAGCGAAUUCCGGAGAAGAGACCAGCAUCGGGGCGGACGUGCUCAAAUUACCCAACUACUGUCUGGAGAACGAUAAACCGGUUAAGUUGUUCGACAUGAAAAAAUUCCAACAGAACGUGUCCAGAGAACUGCGCAGAGCGUACCCGGACCGCAGGCGUUUGGAGUGUCAGUGUUUAAGUGCCAUCAGCUUCGUCAAGAACGAACCGGACAUGUUGGACAGCCCCAUAUGGGUGUUAAUCAUUAACGUCGUGGCCAUGGAUAUGCUCAAGUCAAAAUUGCCACCAAUGUACGCAGUGAAGCGCACCACGGUGGACAUCAAGAACCGGCCCAGGAUCCCGAUCCCGGACGAGGACCCGUACAGCAUAGCGGGCGCCAACAUGGUGGCCGCGACCAGGGAACAGCUGAUGAUGCAGACCGCGGCGCGCCGAGGCGACAAGCCGCCGAAACUGCCGCCCAGGGACCCUUCCAACCCGUACCCGCACGACAUACCCAAGCCGGACUACGAUGACAUCGAAGAAGAAGAAAACAGAUUGGCCGGCACCAUGAAACAGUUUACCUCGUCCAGGGGAAAGGACAAAGUCAAGGACAACAAUAAGAAAUACGACGACCCGUACUAUUGCGGACUGAGAGCCAGAGUGCCGAACUUCGUCAAGACCUCGAACGGCAAGACCAAGGAGGCGGGCAAGGACGUGCAUGUCGGCCCGAAAAUGAGCACAGCCGUGCCGCCGUCCCGGUACCAGCUGCAGAACUCGAUGGCCCUGUCCAACGGACACCUGGCCACCACCAACAUGCACUACCAUCAUCACACGCAGCCCGCCAUGUGGCACACGCGCAGCUUCGACAGCGGAAUGGACGCCGAAGUGUUCGAUUCGCCGUACAACCACAUCUACGGACGGCUGCCCAUACCCACCCGAGGAUACAUACCCACGAAUCACAGGACUCCGAUGUACGUCGGCGAGUGGGACUAGAGCGCGCGAGCAGCAACUUUUCCACGUUAUAUAUAUAUAUUUAUGUAUAAUAUCUUUAUUAUAUAUUCAUAUAUAUGUUAGAUUAUACGAUGAGCUACAUUCGCAGAGGAUGUCGCGAAGAGGAACGACGACGACUUCUCGAUAGUUAUUUAAAAAUAAGAAAAUAUAUUCAAAAAGCGUAAAAAAAAAAUUAAUUUUAAACAAAAGUUAAAUAUAUUAUAGGUUCUUUCGUUUUGUUCUCGACUGAUGGACAUGUAUAUAUAUAUAUAUAUAUAUAUAUAUAUAUAUAUAUACAUUGCUACAUUAUACAUAUAUACACACACUUGCUCGCGCGACAAGCUCAGACUCGAUUUCGUGAGCUUUUUAUUACUAUUUUUUUUUCUUAUUCUAAUUCUUAAUACAUAUUAUAUAUUGUGUAUGUAUUUGCGAUUUAUUAUUAUUAUUAUUAUUAUUAUUUUUAUUUUUUACUUAGUUAGUCAGGAUACGAAACGCAUGGAAACUCCGCGCCGCUCCCGCACUCCACGGGAAGAAAACGAAUAGCAUUUGGCUUAGAAAAACGUUUUUGUAUGAAAAAAAAAUAGAAAAGGAAACCAAUAAUUCUUUUAAAAAUCCGAAGACCGACCCGGCGCGCGUCUUCGCACAGUUAUCUGUACACUAUAUAAACGCUGUGUCCGGAGUUUCGUUGCGUUUCGUACAUAGAUAAAAUAGUAUUAUUAUUAUUAUUAUUAUUAUUAUUAUUAUUAUUAUUAAAACGUAAAUUGUAUAUUACAUACUCACGACUCGUACGACGAACAAAAAAUAGAUGAAUGCAACGCGAUAGUUUAAUAGUAAUAAUAGUUGUAUUAUCAUCGUUAUAAUUGUUACUGUUCGUGCGAUAAAUAUGAACUGAAAAAAAAAAAAAAUUGAAAAAAAAUAAAUAAAAAUAGCGUUCGAACGGCAAAAGAAAGAGUUUGUAAACAAGUUCACGACUGUGUACAUAUUUGUUUGUGCGUAACCGAACGCGCGUGUACCAUACGUAUUUAUAAAUAAUAUACAAAUCAGAACGGUUUUUAUAAUAAUACGUAAAAAAAUAUACGAAAAUAAUAAAUACCAACCGGUGUAGGGAGACGUAAAAUCGGUCGAACAUUCUUCGCGUAAAAAUAUAAUAUUUUAAUAAUUUACGUAACACGAUGUUUAGUUUAAUUUCUAUACAAACCAUAUGAAUAUCCUUGUAUGUUAUUGUAUAAAAAUAAUUUAUAUACGUAA